Molecule: messenger RNA, 1238 nt
Organism: Tachysurus vachellii
Lineage: Eukaryota; Metazoa; Chordata; Actinopteri; Siluriformes; Bagridae
Exons: 4
Coding region: 81-683 (200 amino acids)
Source: RefSeq, a predicted model, not a curated record
GUGUGCAUGAAGAGAGGAGGAAAAAGAAGAGAAGAGAGGUCAGUUGAAUUAAAGGCAGUGAGAUCUGAGUCUGGAGAAAGAUGCGGAUCUGGGAGUGUUUCACCCUGUUCUGUAUCUUCAUGAUCGACCCGCCGCGCAGCAGCACUGCGUUUAUCAUCCAGCAGCAGAAUCAAACACCUCUGCCACCUAGCUCGAUCCGUCUGGCUGAUGUCACCGUACAGCCGUGCGGCCAACCCGAGACCAACGGCAAAGUCCAGCAGGAUCAAAGGAAAUCCCGGGGCUUUCCUGAAGGAAAAAGUCCUCUGGACCCUCUGUCUAUCAGCCCUGUGAAGCUGAAAAGAAAUCAGAAAGAGAAGCAGAGCAGGCGGCCCAAGGGCUCUCAGAAAAGGCGAGGAGGAGCCGGUUCACUUCAGAUCACGAGCGGGAAAAACGCUUCGUUCACCGAGUUCAGAUCUGAGCAGAGCGCGUCUGUAGAUCCAACUGAAAAGACCAACAACACCGCCACCAUAACUACCACCAGAAGCAGCCAGCAGCGUUUGGAGACAUCCGGAGCCACGUCCAUCACGAACACGGAGAAAAAUCCAUCUGGCAAAACGAGAACUUCCAAACCGGGGUCCAGGACCGGCUUCGUUCUUCCAAUCGAUCGCAUCGGGCUCGGACGCCUACCAAGUGGAAGACGCUAGAAAAUCAAACUUUUUUUUUUUUUUAGUUGUUUAGUUUAUGUCUAAAUGCUAAACUUUUAGGAGUUUCAGAUUGUUUGCAGUGGAAAAUCUGUUUAUUGUCUGAGAAAUCACUGUAAUAUCGUGUUGCACUGAGUAUCCAAUACAGGAAGGGUUUGAUUUCAUGCACGAGUAACAUUGCACGAGUAGAUCUCUGGGUGGAUUUUCUGGUUUAUUUAAUGCAGAUAAAAAACUAUUUUCAAAAAACGAAACAAAUAAAUAAAAGUGGAAUCUGUCAGAGAACGGGCGCCUUUACGAGAAAACAGAAUCCAGACCCAAACGCAGGGACGGAAGACAGAUGGGGUUUUAUUAAUAACAGCAAACAGUAAUAAACUGGGAGAAAAAAAUGAGCAACUAAAAUAAAAAUUAAAAUACAAGAAAACAAAAAAAACAACAUAAAACCGAGAACACCGGAUAACAAACGAGGGAACUGUCCAAACCAACACCACCAAAUCGACCAUUUUUAAAAGAAAAGAAUGUAGUGUUCAUUAAAUGGAAUUAAAAGACUUUUUUCAAUUG